GUAAAGUUGUCAGAAAAUUGGAGAGAGGGAUUGUCUCUCGUCUCGACGAACCAAAGAACAAUAGAAGCAGGAAACAGUUUUCUAUUCCAUUUCUCUCUAUCACUUCACUUCUUCUAUUGAUUCCAAACCCUAAAAAAGAUCCUCUCUCUCCCUCUCACUCUUUCCCUCUCUCUCUCUCUCUCUCUGUGAAAAGGUGCGACGUGGGGUUUCAGUCUGGUAGGAAGGGCCCAAAUCAGAGAAAGAGAGCUCCAUAUUCGAACUGUGUCUGUGUGGAAAGAUCUCAGAAGACAGAGAUUAUCUUGCACAAACUAGAAUGGAUCAGCAAACCCAUGGACAGCCCCCAGUCAUGGGGAUGGUCAGUAAUGCUGCUCAAGUGCCAUAUGGUGCAAAUCCAUAUCAAGCUAACCAGAUGAUUGGAGCCAACCCCCCUGGAUCAGUUGUCACAUCAGCUGGAUCCAUUCAAUCUCCUGGCCAACCAUCCGGUUUUACUGCCUCUCCAGCUCAGCUUGCACAACACCAACUUACUUAUCAGCAUGUCCACCAGCAGCAGCAACAGCAACUGCAUCAACAACUCCAGGCUUUCUGGUCAAAUCAGUACCAAGAAAUUGAGCAGACCACUGACUUCAAGAACCAUAGCCUUCCGUUGGCAAGAAUCAAGAAGAUAAUGAAGGCUGAUGAGGAUGUAAGGAUGAUAUCAGCCGAGGCUCCUGUUAUAUUUGCCAGGGCCUGUGAGAUGUUCAUCUUGGAGUUAACACUGCGUUCAUGGAAUCACACAGAGGAGAACAAGCGGAGGACACUCCAGAAGAAUGACAUUGCUGCAGCAAUCACAAGGACUGACAUCUUUGACUUUCUAGUAGACAUUGUGCCCAGAGAGGAUUUGAAAGAUGAGGUACUUGCCUCAAUGCCCAGGGGAGGAACCAUGCCUGUUGGAGGUCCAUCUGACCCUCUUCCUUACUAUUAUAUGCCUCAACAUUCGCCACAAGUUGGAACUCCAGGGAUGAUCAUGGGUAAGCCAGUGGUUGACCAGGCUCUAUAUGGGCAACAGCCUCAUCCUUACAUGGCUCAGCAGAUGUGGCCUCAACCACCACAACAACAGCAGCAGACACAACAAGCACCUUCAGAUUCUUGAGCUUGGAUAGUGACUGCAGAAGACAGUUUGGAGAAGAAUAAUUUUAGGGUGUUGAAACUUCUUCCAAAUGUCAGUACAAUGAAAGGAGUGGCAUCCAGUACUGGAGUUAUAGUCAAGAUAGUUUCUGCAGAGGAUUUCUCUUCUGUAUGGAGCAUUAAUACAUCAAUACUUCUAGGGAGUAAUUAGUUUCUAUUGAUGGGAGUUGUUCCCUUGGGUCUUUUAUUUUUGGUCUUUCCCAUCAUUUCCAGGUUUUUUUUUUUGUUUUUGUUUUUAAUUCGAGAGCCUUAAAUCAGUUGAUGCAGUACAAAUAGAAAUUAUAACUGAAAGAAAUGCUUACAUCUCUUACCAUAAUUUCAAAACAAAAAAGGUGAGUGGUUGCUUAACCUAUA
Messenger RNA from Nelumbo nucifera (sacred lotus), 1518 nucleotides. RefSeq names its product nuclear factor Y, subunit C9 (gene NF-YC9). Gene Ontology annotation, cellular component: nucleus. The record is from RefSeq and is a predicted model, not a curated record. NCBI's taxonomy places the organism in Eukaryota, Viridiplantae, Streptophyta, Magnoliopsida, Proteales, Nelumbonaceae. Gene Ontology annotation, biological process: regulation of transcription by RNA polymerase II. Gene Ontology annotation, molecular function: RNA polymerase II cis-regulatory region sequence-specific DNA binding; DNA-binding transcription factor activity, RNA polymerase II-specific; protein heterodimerization activity.